Messenger RNA from Kluyveromyces lactis, 918 nucleotides. It is a transcript of the gene TVP38, whose product is annotated as Tvp38p. Gene Ontology annotation, cellular component: Golgi membrane. NCBI's taxonomy places the organism in Eukaryota, Fungi, Ascomycota, Saccharomycetes, Saccharomycetales, Saccharomycetaceae. Gene Ontology annotation, biological process: vesicle-mediated transport; mitotic spindle elongation. The record is from RefSeq and is a predicted model, not a curated record. The coding region runs from base 1 to 918 and encodes 305 amino acids. The transcript has a single exon.
AUGGCUGAUCUUUACGAGGCUAGAGUUAGUUCUGGCGGUUUGUCGAGGCCUUCAGACACGGAUUUUUUGGAUAGUAACGACAACUUUGAUGAUUUGGACGAUGACUUCCUUGACAUAUACAACUUGAGCUGGAGGCAACGUAUUGUUCAACAUGGGAAACGGCAUUUAAGAAAUGGCAAGGAUAAGUUUAAUGCGUUGAGCAGACGAAAGAAGGCUCUUGUGGUGUUUUUAGGGGUCCUUGAAAUCAUAUUAAUCUUUAUCACAGUAGUUAAAAGGGAAGCGAUAAUGAAAGGGUUGGUGGAUGCCUCUAAUGAUCUGAGACAGAAAUGGUACACACCUCUAGUUCUAAUGCUACUUAUAUUAGCGGUUUCGUUCCCGCCAUUGAUCGGAUACUCAUUUUUAUCUCUCUCUACAGGUUUGAUCUAUGGGCUUUCCUUCAAGGGUUGGUUCAUUCUUGCCAUGUCCACUGUGAUUGGAUCAGUUCUCUCAUUCACAGUAUUCCAGAGAUUGUUGCAUUCCCAUGCUGAGAGAUUGAUCAGAAUGAAUCCCAAAUUAGAAGCUGUAUCAUCGGUAUUACAAGGUAAUGACAGCUAUUGGAUGAUUGCUCUUAUUAGACUUUGUCCGUUCCCAUAUUCUUUCAUUAACGGUGCGAUAGCUGGUAUUUAUGGAAUCUCAAUCAAGAACUUUGCCAUUGCUAACAUCAUCACCACACCAAAAGCGGUUAUUUAUCUCUUCGUUGGUGAAAGGCUCAAAAACAUGGGAGAAACAGACUCGGGUUCUACAAGGUUAAUCAAUUUCAUCUCUAUUCUAUUGGCUAAUGGAUUUUUAAUAUUAACAACGUGGUUCCUCUAUUACAGAUUCAAAAAGAGAUACUUAGAACUACAAUCUGAACAGCAAAACUCUUUUGACAUCUUUUAG